GAAUCCAUCCAUCCAUUUUCUUUACACCCUUGUCCCUAGUGGGCUCAGGAGGGGUGCUGGUGAAUAUCCAGCAAAACAUUUCAGGCAAGAGGAGGGGUUACCCUGAACAGGUCACCCAUCCAUCACAGGAAAACACAGAGACAGACAGGACAAACAACCACACACAUGUACACUCAGACCCAAGGAGAAUUUAGAUAGACUAAUUAACCUGACAGUCAUGUUUUUGGACUGUGGGAGGAAGUCGGAGUACCCAGAGAGAACCCACCAAGCAAAAAGACCCUGAGCCUGGAAUUGAACCCAGGACCUUCUUGCUGCAAAGCAAUAGUACUACCUACUGCACCAUUGUGCAGCCCAGCUUCUGGAUCUGAAAGCAAAAAAAAAGUGUCUGACUCUUCUGAUAUUCAGCAGAUAGUCUCAUUUUACAGACUUUGUUUGUGCAUUCAAUUUUAUUUAGAUAAUAAAAGAGCUUAGGUUCCAUUUGAUCAACACAUUGACACCACAAGCAUGACCUUUUACUAUAAAACCACUGGUUGUUCUAAAUUUGAGUUUGUUUUGUCUUUUCUUCUCACUGGUGGCUCUGGUCCAUGAUGAGUCAAGCCCUGCCUUGCCUUUGUAGAAGAAACUCUGCAGGGCAUGAAGAAAGAAGAGGAAACAAGAGCAGAUGUGGCCUAACAUUCCUCCUGAGUUGUGCCCUGGCUUGUAUCCCAGCAUACUGCUGCAGCUCUGCUAGCUGUUCCAGCCAUGUCAACAGCACAAGGGCAGACCAGGAGGGUGUGUCGUUAACUCAUGGAGAGGUUGAGUCUUGGGAGGAGACAAAGGAGGAGCUUGAGCAGACGGGGGAGUCCAGUGGAAAAAGGGGCUGGAGAGAAAAUACCCUGCAGGCUGUAGUUUGAUGCUGGGGUUUUCUGCCACAACUCUUAUGUGGUGACAUCCAGCACUGCUUGUCUUCUUCUCCUUACGGAUCUGAACUUGUGGAAGACAGAAAAGCAUUAAAAAGGGCUGCAUGCUGCAGAAAAAGGAGACGUAAAGAGCAAACAAAAAAGAAGAACCUGGUGAGAGGGCAAGAAUUUAGAUAUCUGAGAAAGCUUAAGCAAGUUACAGCACCUCAAAUUAGUCAAGAUGGCAACCAUGGAAGCACUGGAAUCCUCAAGUGCCAUGCUGGAGCCUCAGACCCUGACUGAAGUCUCCGAUGAUGAGCUCAAUCUGCCAGCUUCUGAUGAAGAAGAUAAUGCCCUUGCUGCCGCCAAGAAAGACCUGCAUGCCAUGGGCACAGAGGAAGAGAUGAACGAAGACAAGGAUGAGGUUCAAGCGUCAGACACGCAAGUAAAUGGCGUGAUGGUUCUGUCUUUGCUUGACAAGAUCAUCGGCGCAGUGGACCAGAUCCAGCAGACCCAGAGCGGGCUGGAGACCAGACAGCAGGAGAUGGAGCGCACGGUGACCAGCAUCCAAGGAGAGCUGACCAAGCUGAGCAAGAACCACAGCACCACGUCCAACAGUGUCAAUAAGAUGAUGGAGAAGGUCCGCAAGGUCAGCAUCAACGUCAAGACCGUCCGAGCCACGCUGGAGAAGCAAGGCGGCCAGAUAAAGAAGCUGGAGAACAACGAGGCAGAGCUGCUGAAGAGGCGCAACUUUAAAGUCAUGGUGUACCAGGAUGAUGUGAAAGUGCCUUCAAAACUCAGCAUCUCCAAGUCUUUGAAAGUUUCUGAGUCUGUGUCAGGAAGCAGAGGAGGCAGUCUGCUAGAGCUCAAAGAGGCUGUGGAGGAACCUGGAGAAGCAGCAGAGGGCGACAAGGAGGACAAACCCCAUGUAGACCUUUCCUCAGAUGAAGAGGGGGUGGAAAUUGAAGACACCAUUGAGGAGACCCGAGCUGAACGCAUCAAGCGCACCAGUCUGCAGCGGGUGCAAAACCUGAAGACCGUCUUCUCCAAGGAUAAGAUGGAUAAGACCAGAGCAAAGACCAAAGAGAACCUGGAGAAGACCAGACAAAAAACCAAGGAAAACAUUGAAAAGACAAAGCAGAAGACAAAGGAGAACCUGGAGAAGACCAGACAAAGAACGAAGGAAAACAUUGAGAAGACAAAGCAGAAGACAAAGGAGAAUCUGGAGAAGACACGUCACAACAUUGAAAAGAAGAUGGGUAAACUUGGAACGCGUAUGAGUGUGAACCCUGAGCGAAAACAGAAGAUUAAAACAUCUGGUGACAAGAUGAAGAAGGCCUUUACACCGGACCACGUUGUUUACGCCCGCUCUAAAACCGCCGUCUACAAGGUGCCCCCUUUCACCUUCCACGUGAAGAAGAUCCGUGAGGGUGAAGUGGAGGUGGUCCAAGGAACCGAGAUGGUGGAGGUGUCCAGGGAAGUAGAGCCAAUAGGCGGGGAGGAUGUGGAAGUAGACAACGCCGAGGUGGACAUUGAGAUGGAGAUGGUGAAUGGAGGUGGGGAUCUAGAAGAGCAUGAUGAGGAUGAAGAAGAGGAGAGCCAUGAUGCCUUACACGAGGAGGACGAUGAUGAUGAUAAAGACAGCGACUAAAUAUAGAGCAAAGAAACCUUCAUCCAUUCAGACCAAUUCUUUGUAUCUGCACUGAGAUUUAGGCUUGAUUUGGAUUAAAAAGUAUAUUCAACAAUAACUGCAAUAACUGGGACAGUGAUGAUAUGUAGGACCUAUUUUCACAGGUUUGGCCACCAUUUCUACUAAUGACAGAUGAUUUACAGUGUCUUCUGAAAACACAGCAUUAGCAAUAUCAGUUUGGAUGUGUCCAUCACACAUUUACUUCAGUCUAAUAUUCUAGCACAGUGGUCCCCAACCUUUUUAUUAUCGCGAACCGGUCAAGAUUUGGACAUUUUCCUGCGGCCCCGGAGGGCUGGGGGGGGGAGGAGGGGGGCAGGGGGGAGG
Messenger RNA from Poecilia reticulata (guppy), 2892 nucleotides. RefSeq names its product caveolae associated protein 1b (gene cavin1b). Gene Ontology annotation, cellular component: cytoplasm; caveola. NCBI's taxonomy places the organism in Eukaryota, Metazoa, Chordata, Actinopteri, Cyprinodontiformes, Poeciliidae. Gene Ontology annotation, molecular function: rRNA primary transcript binding. Gene Ontology annotation, biological process: transcription initiation at RNA polymerase I promoter; termination of RNA polymerase I transcription. The record is from RefSeq and is a predicted model, not a curated record.